AUGAAUUUCUCUUUGUCAGACCAAGAAGUAUACUGCUUUAUUGGUAUCCUUAUUUUGUCUGGUUAUGCUCCUUUGCCACGACGCCGCAUGUACUGGGAGAGCAAUGAAGAUACCCACAACAUUCUUGUCGUAAAAAGUAUGCGUCGCAAUCGAUUUGAAGAGAUAUCGCGUUAUUUUCAUGUGGCCGAUAAUACUGCACUGCCUGAAAAUGAUAAGAUGGCAAAAGUACGCCCGCUGAUUGAUAUGCUAAAUGCUAAAUUUCUACAGUAUGCUCCUAUCGAAAAGCAAAUAAGUAUCGAUGAAUCCAUGGUUCCGUAUUACGGCAGGCAUGGUUGCAAACAGCACAUCAAAGGGAAGCCAAUAAGGUUUGGGUUCAAAAUGUGGAUUGCUGCCACGAGAUUGGGCUACUGCCUGUAUGCCGAUCCCUAUCAAGGGCGGUCCGAACGUACAGAAACAGGAUUAGGACGUCAUGUUAUCAAUAAACUGAUAACUAAAGUACAGGAGGAAUUUCCUAAUACAGAUUUCUCUGUGUAUUGCGACAAUUUUUUUACUGGUCUGCCAUUGGCCAGUGAUCUAAAAGAGAAGCAUGUGUUUUUGACGGGUACAGUGCGUAGUAACCGUAUUGAAAACUGCCCACUGAAAGACGCAAAAGUAUUUUUGAGUACCAACUACAACGUGUCUUCACCUGCAACAUCUACAGCUUCAUCUGCACGUCGUAAACGACAGGCCAAUGUCGAAAUUGCAAAUACUAUAUCAUUGAUAGGUAAAAAAUUAGAAAACCCUGAUGUUGAUGUUCGUUGA
This is a messenger RNA of Arctia plantaginis, 801 nucleotides long. Lineage: Eukaryota; Metazoa; Arthropoda; Insecta; Lepidoptera; Erebidae. The record is from the annotation of a GenBank genome assembly.